AUGGCGAAGAACGUGGAGAAUACCAACUACAGGAAGCUAGAUGUGGACGCUUAUGAUCCAGAAAAAUUUGAGGAUAAUGAAGAGAUGGAAAGUGCUAGUGAGGGACCUGAUGAAAAGCAAGUAAACCAGUAUAUUCAAAGUGCAAGACUUCAAGACGCCUUGAAAGCUGCACUAGUCAAUCCACCUCUGAAGACUAAAAACCAGAUGGUAAAGGAUCGUGCGACAGCUCUUGUAACGAAAGUGUUAACUAGUUUCAAGAACGCCGAUAUGGAACCUGCCAUUAAAACUUUAUCGGACGACGAGGUAGACCUCCUUAUGAAAUAUGUUUAUAAAGCAAUGGAUACCCAGGCAGAAAGCAGCAAUUGUCAGUAUUUACUUUCUUGGCAUGCACAGCUAAUGGCGCGCGGCGGGCAUGGUUGCAUUAUCAGAACGAUUUCUGACAGACACCGGCUGUGA
Molecule: messenger RNA, 456 nt
Organism: Enterobius vermicularis (human pinworm)
Lineage: Eukaryota; Metazoa; Nematoda; Chromadorea; Rhabditida; Oxyuridae
Source: the annotation of a GenBank genome assembly